AGCGUCCAGUUAAAGCCUAGCCGGUGCAUUUUUAUAGUCGCCUUACCGAUUGUGAGGUUAAUGAAUCAUGAAAUAUUCAUACAAAAUGCCCUUUAUACUAUUCUUGGCAAUCGAGUAUUUAGUGGAAAAGGAAAAGUUUUCGGAAACUUUGGAAAAAAAGUAAAGAAAAUCGGAUACAUUGGUGUUCUGAUAGGUUAUUCAUGUACUAAGGAGAAUCUGAACCAACAGAUGGCGCCUUGACACAGAGAAUUGUUACGGUUCACGAAAAUGCUGUCAAUUUUGGAUUUAUUUAAUAUUCGAUAUUAAAGAAAAGCUCCCCCCUUCGAUGUUUAUGUGACAUGUCCUCACCCACUCCUACUCCAUCCUUGGACGAAUUCCCCACCCCCUUGACCAUAGUGGACAUUACACUCAUCGUCGUGCUCACGCUUAUUAUCCUCAUCACUAUACUCGGCAACACUCUUAUCAUUGCUGCCGUUGCAACGACUCGACGUCUCCGAACCGUUACCAAUUACUUCGUGGUCAGUUUGGCUGCUUCUGACUUGAUGGUCGGUCUUCUGGUCAUGCCUUUUGCUGUGGUCAAGGAGGUGACAGAUGGGCUGUGGCUGUUCGGACAGGUGGCAUGCGAAUUAUGGGUCUCCCUUGAUGUCAUGCUCUGUACAGCAUCGAUUCUCAAUCUGUGCUGCAUAAGUUUGGAUAGGUAUUUCGCCAUCACACAACCCCUGGCAUAUGCUGUCAAGAGAAGCGUGCGAUUGGCCCUGAUCAUGAUUGGCGCUGUUUGGUUGGUCAGCGCUGCUAUCACUUGCCCGCCAAUCUUCGGAUGGCGCGACAGGGGGAAAACUCCUCAAAACGAUACGCAAUGUGCGUAUAUCGAUGAUCAAGGAUAUGUCAUUUACUCGGCAUUAGGUUCAUUUUACAUUCCAGCAUUUAUAAUGGUAUACGUUUACUGGCGAAUCUUUGCUGUUGCCCGCAAGAGGCAGGCAGUCCUGAUGCAGACAACGGGUACCAGCCUCAACAAGGAAAAUCAAGGUUCAGACAGCAAUUCCUCAACAAUGGGAGAUAACUCGUUACAUAAUGCGGACAACCAACGAAUUUUGAAAGAAAAUCCUCAAAUGGAUUCCGCUGGGGUGGAAGAAAUUUCACUUCCUUUAUCUCAGGUUCGAAAUGCUAGCACAAGGAGCUGUGGUGGAAGACGAAGAAGUUCGUUCUCCAUCAUGCGGUCCAACGCAUUUUUCCUAAGCAGACAGAACACUUACAACCCAAACGUUACAACUAAACUGUACCAUCAGAAAAACCACCACCAUCAUCAUGAUGAUAAAAAGGAUUGGAAUCCUGCCAACAAUGAAGAACCAUCACCAACCUUGGCGAGAAACAAAUCUCAAGAGGAUCCGGAUCAACCUUACCACUGCCAAUAUUGCCAUCCGAAAAAGGAAAGCCAGAAGACGACUCGUUUGACAAUUCGAAAAAAGGAUGGCUAUGAAAGGGCAGCAUUCCAGAGAGAACGAAGAGUAGCUAAAUCACUAAGUGUAGUCGUUGGUGGUUUCAUAAUUUGCUGGCUUCCAUUUUUCAUCGUGUACCUCAUAGAGCCAUUUUGCAAAAGUUGCGUCUUCCAUCCCACUUUGAUGGCAUGCUUAGUAUGGCUUGGGUGGGUGAACUCUGCUAUCAAUCCAUUCAUCUAUGCUAUGAAUAACAACGACUUCAAGAAAGCCUUUCUUCGUUUAACCAUCGACAAAUGCAGAUGCUGCAGAAAGACGAGGAAAGGUCACGACCCACAGCAAUUCAUUUGAAUUCUGACGCUUUUUGGCGUCAUUCUAAACUAAAUUAUGAAGAAGGAAGCAAAGCUUUAUGGCCAUAUGAAAUGGCAAGUAACUGCGGAAGAUUCUUCCUUGACUAUUAUCCUUUUCUCGACACAGCAACUUUCACAGAGGUUUCUGUAAGUUUUUUUCUUCAUCGGCUGUUUUGAAGAAAAAGAAUGAUUGUCGGAUUGAUGAACCAAUUUCCAUUGGAGUUGAUGUUGCAUUCCAAUGCAAGAUUGUUUCAAAGCCAUAUGAAAUGGCUAUGUGAUAAAAUGUAUCCAAGUUACUAUUUAUAAUUGAUAUAAUUAAAUCCAAUCAGUGACCCUGAGUUAUUGCCCAGAAACUAACUAAAGUGCAAUUCGAUUAAAAGAAGUGGAGUCCAUGAAGUCAAAAUAAUAAAAAAAAAACAAGAAACAGCUAUAAUGCAAGUUAUAAAGGGGAACUACAUCCAUUUUGAAAUGUGUUCAUGAAAUGGCUAAAUCUCUUGUCGGAGAACUUUUUGUCUGAGCAGAAAAAUCCUCGAUUCACUUUUCUACUCAUCCGCAUUUAUUUACUCAAUGCGUGAAAGAAACAUACAUCUAAGAUUUUUCAAAAAAUGCUUGUAGUUCCUACCAUUUAGGAAAACAACUUGGGGUUUUUUUAUGUUACAAAAUAAGUGUUUUAUUCUAUACAAGCAUAGCACAACAUGAAACACAAGACAAACAACAUUGAUGCAAUUUAAAGACAUUCGAAUAUCAACGAGUGGAAAAAAAUUCAUCAUUUAAUUGUUAGUUAUUCUAGUCACUUGUAUAUGAUAUAACAAUGCAGUCUGACUUUUACAUAUUUUUGUUAUACUGUUCUUAAGCAGACGAUACGUGUUUCAAAUUGCCUUUAACACUUCCAUUCCCAAAAACGAAAGAAAGAACAUGACUAAUUUAUAGAAUGUUGUUAUUGUAGAAUUUCAUUUUGUCAGUGUUACUUGUUUAUUGUACAACAUAUACUUCUCACAAAAAUUUAGGGCAUUAAUGUUGUAUUUCUCCGAUGAAUCUUUCCUUUUUUGCUUCGACUUUUAUAACUCUUCAAGUCGUCACUUUUCCAUAUCAGCGUUGAGCAUUUUCCAUUUAGUAGAGAAUUAAAGCUUGUUAGCUAAACUGUUAGUAUAUGUAUGCCAUCACUGUUCCGUUCAACUAAUUUAUGUUCCUAAUUUUUGUGAGUAGUUUAUUUACAUAAAUAUUCAGUAAAUAACAGAGUGAUUUUUGCUUCGAAUCUUCGAGUUUAUUUAUUUUUUUCAUCCAAUAUAUAAUGAAUGAUU
This is a messenger RNA of Argiope bruennichi, 3084 nucleotides long. RefSeq names its product 5-hydroxytryptamine receptor 1D-like. The record is from RefSeq and is a predicted model, not a curated record. NCBI's taxonomy places the organism in Eukaryota, Metazoa, Arthropoda, Arachnida, Araneae, Araneidae. The transcript is spliced from 6 exons. Gene Ontology annotation, biological process: adenylate cyclase-activating adrenergic receptor signaling pathway. Gene Ontology annotation, molecular function: G protein-coupled receptor activity. Gene Ontology annotation, cellular component: membrane. Bases 339 to 1784 code for a protein of 481 amino acids.